Messenger RNA from Sorex araneus (European shrew), 4063 nucleotides. RefSeq names its product Rho family GTPase 3 (gene RND3). Lineage: Eukaryota; Metazoa; Chordata; Mammalia; Eulipotyphla; Soricidae. Bases 264 to 998 code for a protein of 244 amino acids. The transcript is spliced from 5 exons. Gene Ontology annotation, biological process: small GTPase-mediated signal transduction. The record is from RefSeq and is a predicted model, not a curated record. Gene Ontology annotation, molecular function: GTPase activity; GTP binding.
GCAGUCGCCUCGGAACUGGCCUUGGAGGCGCGGCGCGGAGUCAGGCAGGAAACUUAUCGGAGGGGAGGACCGAGCCUGCUCCUCCGGCUCUCCACCUCUGCGCCGCGCUUCGGGGGUUCCUACCAGCCUUGCGGAUUUUUUAUUUUUAUAUCCGCCUUUUUUUUUUUCCCAACUAGAAAUAGAGAGAGACUAUAUAUCUAUACAUAUAUAUUUUUUCCUCUUAAGAGAAAAUUCCUGUUCCAAGAGAAAAGAAGGCAAGAUCAAUGAAGGAGAGAAGAGCCAGCCAGAAAUUAUCCAGUAAAUCUAUCAUGGAUCCUAAUCAGAACGUGAAAUGCAAGAUAGUAGUAGUGGGAGAUAGUCAGUGUGGGAAAACCGCGCUGCUGCACGUUUUCGCCAAGGACUGCUUCCCCGAGAAUUACGUACCGACGGUGUUUGAGAAUUACACGGCCAGUUUUGAAAUCGACACACAAAGGAUAGAGUUGAGCCUCUGGGACACUUCGGGUUCCCCCUACUAUGACAACGUCCGGCCCCUCUCUUACCCAGAUUCAGAUGCUGUGCUGAUUUGCUUUGACAUCAGCAGACCAGAGACUCUGGACAGUGUCCUUAAAAAGUGGAAAGGUGAGAUCCAGGAGUUUUGUCCCAAUACCAAAAUGCUUUUGGUUGGCUGCAAAUCUGAUCUCCGGACAGAUGUUAGUACAUUGGUGGAACUCUCAAAUCAUCGACAGACACCAGUGUCAUAUGACCAGGGAGCAAACAUGGCCAAACAGAUUGGUGCAGCUACUUAUAUUGAAUGCUCAGCUUUACAGUCAGAAAACAGCGUCAGAGACAUUUUUCAUGUUGCCACCUUGGCAUGUGUAAACAAGACAAAUAAAAACGUUAAGCGGAACAAAUCACAGAGGGCCACAAAGCGGAUUUCACACAUGCCCAGCAGACCAGAACUCUCCGCAGUUGCCACGGACUUACGAAAGGACAAAGCGAAGAGCUGCACUGUGAUGUGAAUUUCCCAUAAUCUUUAACGAGGACAAGGAAAUCUAGUGGACAGAGAGAAAAAAAAAAAGAUGACGUCUAAGUGAAGUACGCAGCCAAAAUAGCGUAUUCUGGAAGCUUCAGAGGUGUCCGAAAGGAUGCUCGUUGUUUUGAAAUCCUGUCCUUAGGUUCGGCACGUAGAACAUGUGGUGAGAAGUGAAUAUAUUGAAGAGUUUUGCAAUGUGACUUGAAAAAUAUGCCAAAAAGAGAGAGAGAGAGAUUCAAAUGGGCUGAAGAGAGAUGAGGAGAAAUGCAAGUACUCCCAGGAAGAACGAUCACGCUCUGAAUGGUGCUUGCGUUUUUGUUUUUGUUCCGAUCUAUCCUGGAUCUCUACUUUGAUUUAAUUUUAAAUGUUUUAAUCUCCUUUAGAAAAAAAGUAUAUAUAAUAUACCGUCCUCAUUGGGGAACUGGCACUGUGACCUUAGCGUUUAGUUUUCUAGAGGAUGUGAUCUAAUUUCUUCCUAGCUCAUCAUUAAAAUGGAAAUUGUAUCAGGACCCAUGGGAUACCCAGAGGAAAAGUUUGUGAGGCUUUGAAUUCUUGCCCUCCUGAAGAUAGCUGAGUGAGAUGGUUUGAAAGAAAGGCUUUCGCAGACUUGUAAGAUAUACAGACCAGCACUACAAACAUUGAAUAGAUCAAAUAGAAGUGUCAAGUUUUAUUCAGUCUGAUGAUUCUGUUCAUCAUUGUGAUUGUCAUUAAGAAGUGGUAAAUUGCUCAAUGUAAUAUUUUUGUGCGCUGUUUAGAAAAGAGGGUGUGUGGUUUUUUGGCCAUCGUUGAUGAAAAUGCAGUCAAAUAAAAGGUGUCUUGGUUUGACGUCAUAGAAUGAUACAAGGGAAAAAAAUAAUGUAGGUACUAUUUUCACCAGAAGAGAUACUGAAUGAAGGAAUAGUAGCAGAAAGCACAGUUUGUGAGUAAAGCUGUCUGGGAUUAAGUUCCCAGAAGUGCAAAGCAAAAGGUUUAUUAUUGGUCUUGAAGCCCUGAAGUUGGCAGCAUCUCAUGAUCUGUUAGUUUAUUUCACUUUCUUUAAAGGAGAAGGACCCUCUUACCCAAACUUUUAGGGAAUCCUUUUAAGGAAAAUUAGGGAAUGUCAGUCCUGACAAUGUACUAGGAUGUUUCUAGAGAAUGGAUGCUGAACCUCACUUAACCAGAUCCAGCCAAGGCCUGUGUUCAAUACUUGAUCACUGUUGAUACAUAAAAUAAUCAGCAUUUAAAAUAGUUUACAGAUAUUUUUUGACCAGUUCAUUAUAGUGCUUCUUUCAGAGGAGAAACCAGAUCCGACCGUUAUUGUUGGCGCUUGUUGAAAACGAGCUUUCUUUCCAAUGAUAAAGCUUCAUUUUUGAAGUGUUGAAGCUGUGCUCCCAUUAAAUUGUGGCAGGAGAGGAGAUUAACAUAAUUAUAACACUCAGUUCUGUGUCUUACAAGCACUUUGUUUUGUCUCUGCAAGAAAAUAUCAUUCCAGUCAUUUCCCACGAAAUACAGAUGUUCUACCAACAUAAUAUGCUUUGAUUGAUGCAGCAUUAUGCUUUGGGCAGUAUUACAAAAUAGCUGGCAAGUGCUUUCUGUAUUUAAAUAUUGUAAAAAGAAAAUAAGUUAUAACUGUUAUAAAGCAGAACUUUUGUUGCAUUUUUUUAAAUGUUGAAGUCACUUUGUAUGUUUGUUUGGUCAAUGUUUCUGCAGUAUUUAUUAAAACAUACUUUUUUUUCCCUUCGAAUAAAAAUGUAACCAUGUCUUUGUUUAAAUGUAAUCUGUCUUUUAUUAUCUGCUUCCUAAUACAGUUUAGUUUUGAUCUUGAAUAGAGAUGAUUACAGAACCUGUCCUAACAUUUCCUGAACUAAUAAUUUAGGGUUCUUUCUGGCAAUAAUAGCAAUAUUUCUUGGCAAUAUUAAUAAGAAAAGUUUUUAAAGAAAUAUAAACUUUUUUGAGAUUUUUAUGAUGAUUUAAAAAUCUCAGGAAUAAAAAUGAGCAUCACUGUCAUCCCAUUGCUCAUCGAUUUGCUUAAGUGGACACUAGUAACGUCUCCAUCUUGAGACUUCUUGUUACUGUUUUUGGCAUAGCAAAUACGCCACAAGUAGCUUGCCAGGCUCUGCGUGUGGGCAAGAUACUCUCGGUAGCUUGCCAGGCUCUCCAAAAGGGGUGGAGGAAUCAAACCCGGGUCUGCUGCAUGCAAGGCAAAUGCCCUACCACAUACAAGGCAAUGCCCUACCGUUGUGCUAUCGCUCCAGCCCAGAAAUGAGCAUACAUAGACUAAAAGAUUAAGCUCUGAACACCUCCAGGUGUGGGACCAAGACCAAAAAUAUACAAAAAAUAAGGCACAUAAUGAAGACAUGGGGAUCUAUGAACUCUUCUUCAUGGUGGUACAGUAUGAUCCUGUCUCUGAACACAGGUUUAAUUCUGAUGUGAACUUAUUUUGCUUGUCAGCCUCUGGGGCUCCAAGUCUCGGUCUCUGGCCGACCAGCCACCCUGUAUUCAUAUUCUUGGUCACAGAAGCCAAUUGGGCAAAUGACCCAGGGCAUAACUGUUGUAAUAAUUAAAGAAAACGGGGGAAGAAGGGAAAAUGAAAAUGUCUUUGUUUAUGGUAGCAGCAUCUCUGAACAAUACAGAACUACACAAGAGAUGCUUCCCAGUGACCUGAGAGAUGCAAGCAAGCAAGUAAUAGAACCAGGAGAUUCCUGGUCCCAAUAAACCCAGUUUUGGUCUCACCCUUUAGCAAAAGAAGUUUCAUAUAAAUAUCCAAAGAUAUCCAUGUAGGAUUUUAAGAUUCAACUAUUCUUUCUAUAUAGUUAAGUCACUUCAUAUAAAAACCAUGAGUGUACGUGUUUGUGUGUGUGUGAGUGUGUAUGUUAAUAACAUUAGAAAUCUCUGAUAUAUAGUUGUUUAACAGUCUUCAGAAAGAAACCAGAGGAUCUAGCAUGAGUGAACAGAGUGCUGACUGUAUGGGAUAGCUUUAUGAAAAACAGUGGACACACAGAGAAUCACCAAAAAUGUGUGUAUCUCAUACCUGUCAGCAAGUAGUGAAAGAAAUAAAAGCACUUUCCUAAU